This is a messenger RNA of Hevea brasiliensis (rubber tree), 723 nucleotides long. RefSeq lists its product as uncharacterized. The record is from RefSeq and is a predicted model, not a curated record. The coding region runs from base 1 to 723 and encodes 240 amino acids. The transcript has 2 exons. Lineage: Eukaryota; Viridiplantae; Streptophyta; Magnoliopsida; Malpighiales; Euphorbiaceae.
AUGGGUUCUGAAUCUGAAUCCGCUAUAGAUGUAUCAGACCUAAUUUGUAAAAGCUGUUUCAUGAUUGCAAAGUAUUCAUCUUCAGUUUUUGCUGCUACAAGUUGGGCUGAAAGCAUGCAACUUUUGGGCCAGGAAGAGGAAAAAACUAAAAAGGAACUGGAAGAGGAAACAAAGAAGAAAAAAAAGUUACCAAAGCCAUAUCAACCUCCUCUACCUUUUCCCCAGAGAUUCCAGAAGGCUAAAUUGGAUAAACAUUUUGGAAAGUUUUUAGAAGUUUUACAGAAACUCUACAUUAACAUUCCUUUCACAGAAGCACUUUCUCAUAUGUCAUUCUAUGCUAAGUUCCUUAAAGAAAUUCUUUCAAAGAAAAGAAGGUUGGAAGACUAUGAAACUAUUGCUCUUAUAGAGGAAUGCAGUGCCAUAUUGCAAAACAAUCUACCACCAAAACUCAAGGAUCCAGGAAGCUUCUCCAUACCUUGUCUUACUGGCAACAUAAAUAAAAACAAGAUGCUCUGUGAUCUAGAUGCAAGUGUGAGUCUGAUGCCUCUAUCAAUAUGUCAAAAGCUGGAUGUAGGAGAGCUCAAACCCACAACAAUUUCACUGCAAUUGGCUGAUCGGUCUGUCAAGUACCUGAUUGGCAUCCUAGAAAACAUCCCAAUCAAGGUAGGAAAAUUCUUCAUUCCUAUUGAUUUUGUUGUCCUGGAGAUGGAAGAGGAUGUCUAA